Diceros bicornis minor is the source of this 4610-nucleotide messenger RNA. RefSeq names its product Rho guanine nucleotide exchange factor 26 (gene ARHGEF26). Gene Ontology annotation, molecular function: protein binding; guanyl-nucleotide exchange factor activity. Bases 294 to 2654 code for a protein of 786 amino acids. NCBI's taxonomy places the organism in Eukaryota, Metazoa, Chordata, Mammalia, Perissodactyla, Rhinocerotidae. The transcript has 14 exons. The record is from RefSeq and is a predicted model, not a curated record. Gene Ontology annotation, biological process: activation of GTPase activity.
CGGGCCACCCACGGGCGGGCUCGUCGGCGGCGGGGCGGAGCCCGACGGUAGCUGCGCCCGGGGCGGGCGGCCGGCUGGCGCGGGGCGCGCCCGCGGAGAGGGUGCUGUCCCGGCGUCCGCGCUCGGCGGCGGCCCUCCGUGCGGCUCCCCCGUCCGGCCGGCGCGGGUCCCGCCCGGGAGGGCGGCGGGCGGUGGGCACGCGCGUGGACCGCGUGGCGGGCCGGCCGCCGAGUGCGCCGGGCGAGCGCGCUGCCGGAGGCUCCCGGCCGGCCGGUGGACGCGCGGGCUCCGCGAUGGACGGCGAGGGCCGCGGGCCCCUCUCCGGCGGCGGCCCGCCCCCCCGGCCCCGCUCCUACCAGAGCCCCAGCGGGCUGCUGGUCACCGAUUUCCCGGCCGAGGACCGGGCGCCGCCCCCCGCCCCGGCCGGUAGGACGGUGCCCCCCGGCGGCAGGGCUGUCUCCCCGCGGCUCCGACGGCCCAGGUCGCCCCGGGGCCCCAGGGCGGCGUCGGGCGGCCCCCCGGAGUCCCCGGCGAAGGGCCCGGCGGCCUCGCCCGCGCCGCAGCCCGUGCGCCCCCCGCGGACCGCAGCCCCGCCGGCCGCCCGGCCCCUGUCCGCGCCCGCGGAGAACGGGCUGUGCCCCCGGAGCCCCGGCCCGCGUGCGCUCGCCGCGCGGGCGGCCGAGGACCCCGCGUCCCCGGGGAGGCCGCCCCCGCGGGGGGACGCGCGCCCGGACGGCCCCGCCGUGGUCCUGAGCACCAACAGCCCGGCCGCCCUCAAGGUGGGCAAACAGCAGAUCAUCCCCAGGGGCCUGGCCUCGGAGACCAGGGCCAGCAGGCCCGGCGGCCAGGGCGCCGAGCCGCACCGGAGGCUGGUCAAGGCGCGCAGCAUGGUGGAGGGGCUCGGGGCGGCCCUGGGCCCCGCGCAGCCCGCGCCCCCGCCCGACGGCGCCGACGACAGCCCGGGCUCCCUGCGGAGGGGCCUGCGCUCCACCUCCUACCGCAGGGCUGUGGUCAGUGGCCUUGACGUGGACAGCCCGGCCACCUCGAAGAAGAAGAACAGAAUGUCCCAGCCUGUCCUGAGAGCCGUGCUGGAGGACAAGGAGAGGUUCUCCAGCCUGGGGAGGACGAAGAAAACAACGCUGAAAGGACAAGGAGCAUUUGAUGGGGAAGAAAACGCCGUCCUGUAUCAGAACUACAAAGAAAAGGCCCUUGACAUUGACUCUGACGAGGAGUCGGAGCCCAGAGAGCAGAAGUCAGAUGCAAGGAUCGUGGUUCAGCCCAAGCCGCUGAGGUCCACGUGGAGCCAGCUCUCCGCGGUGAGGAGAAACGGAUUAUCUCAGACAGUUAGCCAGGAGGAGAGAAAGAGACAGGAGGCUAUCUUUGAAGUCAUAUCCUCUGAACAUUCGUAUCUACUCAGCUUAGAGAUCUUGAUACGAAUGUUUAAGAAUUCUAAGGAACUGAGCGACACGAUGACCAAGACAGAGAGUCACCAUCUCUUCUCCAACAUCACGGACGUCUGUGAGGCCAGCAGAAAAUUCUUUACUGAGCUGGAAGCGAGACACCAGAGCAGCAUCUUCAUAGAUGACAUUAGUGACAUUGUGGAGAAGCACACGGCCUCCACCUUUGACCCGUAUGUGAAAUACUGCACCAACGAAGUGUACCAGCAACGGACGCUGCAGAAGCUGCUAGCCACCAAUCCGUCUUUCAAGGAGGUGUUGUCCCGUAUCGAGGCCCAUGAGGACUGCAGGAACCUGCCCAUGAUCUCCUUCCUCAUCCUGCCUAUGCAGAGGGUGACACGCCUUCCCCUGCUGAUGGACACCAUCUGUCAGAAAACGCCCAAGGACUCUCCGAAGUACGAGGUCUGCAGGAGCGCCUUGAAGGAACUUGUUCGGCUGUGCAAUGAAGGAGCCCGGAAGAUGGAAAGGACCGAGAUGAUGUACACGAUUAACUCCCAGCUGGAAUUUAAAAUCAAGCCAUUUCCCCUGGUCUCCUCUUCGCGGUGGUUGGUGAAGAGAGGCGCGCUGACGGCCUACGUGGAGGACGCUGGGCUCUUCUCGAGGAGGACGUCCAGACAGCAAGUGUACUUGUUUCUCUUCAACGACGUGCUCAUCAUCACCAGGAGGAAGAGUGAAGAAAGUUACAGCGUCAAUGAUUAUUCCCUGAGAGAUCAGCUGCUGGUGGAAUCUUGUGACAGUGACGAGCCUCAUUCCUCCCCGGGGAAGAACAGCUCCACCGUGCUUUACUCCCGACAGAACUCUGCCAGCCACCUCUUCACGCUGACCGUCCUUAGUAACCACGCGAAUGAGAAGGUGGAGAUGCUGCUGGGGGCCGAGACGCAGAGCGAGCGGGCCCGCUGGAUCACUGCACUGGGACACAGCAGUGGGAAUCGGCCUCUGGACCGCACCUCGCUGACCCAGGUGGAGAUCACACGAUCCUUUACCGCCAGGCAGCCCGAUGAGCUCUCCCUGCAGGUGGCAGACGUGGUCCUCAUUUACCAACGUGUCAGCGACGGCUGGUACGAAGGGGAAAGACUGCGAGAUGGAGAAAGGGGUUGGUUUCCUCUGGAAUGUGCCAAGGAGAUAACAUGUCAAGCUACGAUUGACAAGAACGUGGAGAGAAUGGGGCGUUUGCUAGGACUGGAGACCAACGUGUAGCCUCUCCGAUGGCCUUCUGUUGCUGCAAGAUGUGCACUACGUCACGGUGGGCUGGUUUUGUUAAUUUUAACACAGCCUGUUUAUUUACAAGAAUGACAACACUCGUCUUCAAGCUUGCCAGGUGGUUAUGCUCUCUCAGGAGAACAAAGCUCAGUGUGUGACAGGGAUCCUCCUGCACCCCCUCCGGGUGUGAACAGCACGGCUGAGUCCACUUCAGGGAUCGGCGGCCUCAGCUCCUAGUUCACCAUGUUCUGGCAUAAAAAUGUGUGUAAGAUGCUGUGUCCUGGUGUCCUCUGUGCUCACUUAACCAAGAUCACGCUGUCCCUCCUUCAACGUCUCCUCUCUGGUUCUCCCAGUAUUAGCAAGACCGUGUCUUUAAGGAAUGCCCAGUUCUGUAGACUUUUUUCCUGCCUCAUGUUCCAGCUCUGAUUCUAAGGCUCUGUUGGUUUUCUAAGGACCUGGCAGGGUUCUGAAGGUGAGCUGUUUUUCUGAACCCUUCCCAGGAAAGGAAAAUUGACACUUGAAUUUUUGUACCUCUUUCCUCAUUGAAGGGAAGUAAGGAGGCUUAAAGAGUUUUUUUUUAAAUCCACCUCACCCAAUAUUGGUCUUGGAUAAGCAUAGCCUCAUAAAACCUAAGCUACUCUAACAACAUAGGAUGUAGAUGGUUCACAUGUGUGGGAACAUCCUGACUAUAGGACAGGGGUCCUACUUUUUAAAAAUAUUCCUGAAUGAGCUGAUCAACUGACAUGAGGCUGCUGUGCCCUCAGUAACGCAAGGGUUUUGACUGUUCCUGCUCCUGUUUCCACCCAGGAAAUUGGCUGAAACGCACUAACAAUCUCAAGGAAGGUGAAGGUAGGCCAUCAGAGGUGUCAGGAAGCCAGCCCGGCACCUAAUGAAACGUAGCGUUUGACCUUACCGGGGCCCUUUUUAUUUGCACUAGAGGCCUUGCUUGCUGGAUUGGAGUCUGUUAACCUCGGGUGUCUACGGACCUUCAAGGAGGGAGAAAAGUCAUUUGAAUAGUAUGUUUCCUGAGGGGACGAGGGCUUGGAAGGCUGGGAGCGAGAAGGGAUGUUCCCUGGCAGCCUAGUUCCCCGCCUCCCCCCUUCUCCUCCACAAAGGGACAAAAGCUGGCAGGGGGCACGUUGUUCUUGUUUGAGGGCUCAGAGCUAUGUUGACAUGUCCCAGUUACUCUGGGCCAGCCAGUUACCCAGGUGGAGAAUCAAGUUGUGGAAGCCCGGGGUGGGAGGUAGGCUUGGCUCACACGCCGUGUCCCACCUCGGCCAUGAGCCAGCCUGGGCACUGGGCCCCUCGCCCGGAUGGCUCUCCUUUAUCCAUGCAUCAUGCAUCCAUUUCUAGGUGUAAGAGCCACACCAGGCCCUGAGUUCCUGGGGUCUGGGUCAGUCCAGGAGAUAGGAGGUUGGUGACACAGGAAGUCUGUCUCUCCUUAAGGUCUCAGACUUUCUGGAGGAGGGGCUAACAGUUCGUAAUCUAAUCUAACGGGAGGUUUUCAUUUAGGAAGGAAGGUAAAUUUGUUGCUUGCAAAGGGAUCAUUUUGUAUUAUUUUUGCUAAUACCCAGUUGAAGCUAAAAGCAACUGUACGAGUCCUGUGAAUUAAUUUAUAAGUAGAGAUGUUAACAGUUUUGGAAAUUUGUGCAUCUUAUGAAUCAAAGCCUUAUUUAGCGAGCAGGUCAAUACUGUUACUAGAUGAAGCGUUAUUUUACGGCAGGCGUUUACCACAUUCACAAUGUUUAGGUUCAACCGUGAAUUGUUUUUACAUGACACAGUGUUGUUUUCAAACCUAGUUCAGUUCCUAUGAAUCGCUUCUCUGAAUUGUACAGUGACUUCACUCAGUAACCUGUGGAGAACAGAAGUGUUCAUUUUUGUCCCUAUGAAUUGAGACUGCUUGUACACUUUUGGUGAAAUAUGUGAAUUUAUAAAGAUUUUGUAUAUACUUGU